AUGAGCGUGGGUGCGCCAUACAGCGAGACGGUGGCGCCGAGGGGGCUUGUGCCACUUCACGUGCCGCUGCAGCAGCGACUGCCGGUGUUCGACAGAGUGGUGGACCUUGUGCAGUGCGGGCGUGCCGUGAACUGGUGGAUUCCGGUGAAGAUGAUGGAAUUCUUGCUGUUUGAUGUGGAUAGGGUUUUGAGAGGUGGAUGGUACUUGUGGAUUGACAGAUUUUUCAGCAAAAGGGUGGACUUUGAAAAGCUGUAUGCGCUAUUGAUUGGAAAAUUAGGUUACAAGAAGGUAAAGUGGGCCACUAGGAAUAAGGCUAAUGCUAGUGGCAUCAAGAAUGCUGAGGUUUUUCUCACUGCAUUAUUGCAGAAGCCUACUUCAAGAGUGAGAGUAUGUUGGUGGCCACCAUUGCCAUCAGAAGAACAAGGUUCAGUGUCAUUGUGGUGA
Molecule: messenger RNA, 444 nt
Organism: Arachis stenosperma
Lineage: Eukaryota; Viridiplantae; Streptophyta; Magnoliopsida; Fabales; Fabaceae
Product: probable methyltransferase At1g29790
Exons: 1
Coding region: 1-444 (147 amino acids)
Source: RefSeq, a predicted model, not a curated record